AGGCACUUCACAGACUUUGCCUCAAAUUGGAGCGAUAGCUGCUUUUAAUUAUUCAAAUUGAUUCAUCUAGUCACUCUCCUUCAGUGUCACCAUGAGUACUGGUUCGCGUUGCUCCGCGAAUAAGGAGAAUCAGGAGGUGGUACCGCAGAUCAAAGCCCAACUGGAGGUGCUGUUUUCGGACGAACAUUUGGCUGAAGAUGGCUUCCUCCUCAAGCAUAUCCAGAAGAACAAGGACAGAUUUGUGAAAAUCAAGCUCCUCACCUGCUUCAAGAAGAUAAAAGUCUUGACUGAUAACUGGUACAUGACCCUCGCAGCAGCUCUCCUCUCCCCUCUACUGGAGGUGAGCUCUGAGUCCACCAAAGUACGUCGCCUGCGUCCUUACCCUGAAUGGCUCCUCUGCUCCCCCACCAGCAAAAGCCUCCUUCUGUGGAACCUCCCCUCAGACUGGCUAACCCCAGCUCCCAGUAACCCCCAGAACCUCCACCCUGCCCCCACUUUACCCCAGAAUCUCCUGCACAAACUCAGCUCCUAUGGCACCAUCACCUCCCAUUGGUUACUACCUCCAGGUCAGGAGCUACCGAAAGAGCUUCAGUGCUAUGCCAAACACAGGAGGGAGCUUGGUGAGUGUUUGUGCGCUGUGGUGAAGUUUGACACCCUGGCUGCGAUUCGGAAAGCGUACGGCGAGCUGAGGGGGGCGGAGAAUGUGCCUGCUGUGAAAAACCUAAACAUUGUGACUUUGGGUUUCAGGUCUGCGUAUCUUAUAAACAAAGAGCAACAAAUACAGAACCAAGUGGAUGGGAGAGAACCAGUUGAGGUGGUUCCUGAAGUAAACGAAAUGGCUGAAAAUGUGGAGAAGCAAAAGAGACAAGAGGCAGUGGGUGAGGGGACACAUUCGGAGUCAGGACGUACAAAGGUGCUCGUAAAGGAGUGUCUGGAUGCUGGAGACUACGCCCAGGUGCCGUGCUUGUGGAGGAACAGAGUGGCUCGGCUCAAAAACCAUGUGAAAGUGAUACGUCAUCCAAGAGGCCCAGACGGUACCAAAGGGUUUCCUGAUAGAAGGAAGCCAUAUGCGUGA
This is a messenger RNA of Boleophthalmus pectinirostris (great blue-spotted mudskipper), 1075 nucleotides long. Its product is annotated as la-related protein 6-like. The record is from RefSeq and is a predicted model, not a curated record. Gene Ontology annotation, molecular function: mRNA binding. The coding region runs from base 92 to 1075 and encodes 327 amino acids. Gene Ontology annotation, cellular component: nucleus. The transcript has 3 exons. Lineage: Eukaryota; Metazoa; Chordata; Actinopteri; Gobiiformes; Gobiidae.